AUCCGCUAUUCAUCAACGAAGAUUACAAUUAUUUUAAUCAAUUCGAACUUUUUUACAAAAAAUCAAUUUUCCAACAAUGAUUUCUCAAGUAUUCUUCUGUUUAUCGUGCUUGGCCGCCGUAUUGGCGAACCCAUACCCACAAUAUGGUGCUGCUUAUGGACAAGCUAACGCAGCAGGAGACGCCAACGUGAAUUCUCAAGCAAACUCUCAACAAAAUGCCAAUGCAAACGAAAAUGCCAAUGCGAAUGCUAAUGUCAACGCUAAUGUCAACUCUAACGUUGCAGCAAACAGCAACGCUCAAGCAUCGGCACAAGACAUUGCAUUAAUCAACUCAAUCUUCGGUGGAACCGGUCUCUUAAGGAGUCCAGUCUUCUUCCGAAGAAGUUUAUCUGGAUCAAUCGCUAACGGCAACGCUGCUGCCAACGGUAAUGCAAACGCUAACCAAAAUGCAAAUGCUAACCAAAAUGCCAACGCUAACGUAAAUGCCAACGUAAAUGGUAAUGCUGUAUCGAAUGUCAACAACCAAGCAGUACUUGCCGCUUUAGGACUCGGAAGUGGUUUGGGAAGUGGAAGUGGUGUAGGAAGUUCAUAUGUACCAUCUUAUCCAGGUACCUCUGCCUAUGGUUCCGCUGAUACUUAUGGCGUAGCUGGUCUUGGUGGUGCUUUUGGUCAAUCACCUGGCCUUGCUGGAUUAUCCGGCCUUGGAGGUGCUUAUAGUCAAUCAUCUGGCCUUGCUGGAGUAUCCGGUCUUGGUGGUGCUUAUGGUCAAUCAUCUGGCCUUGCUGGAGUAUCCGGUCUUGGUGGUGCUUAUGGUCAAUCAUCUAGCCUUGCUGGCGUAUCCGGUCUUGGUGGUUUAGGCAGUGUAUCCGGUGUUGCCAAUAGUCUCGCUGGAGCCGGAGUAUUAGGAAGAGGGGGAUUAUGCUACUAAUUUAUUUGUAAUUUAGAAAAAUUAUUAAUUAAUUUCUUUGUUGUGGAUGCGGAUCAUUUGAACAAGCACAGAAUAAAAUUAUCAACGCACAUGCACUGGGAGACUAAAAAUUUUUAUCCGUGUUUUUUUUAAGCACGGCGAUCAGUUAUAAUGGAGAGUACACUGUAUUAUUCACUCCCAAAAAUAUUUUAGGUCUCCAAACAAAACCAAAAAAACUUUUUUUUUAUAUUGACUGAAAAUGGUUACUGUUAUUUGAUAUCGAAUUGCCAACAUCUCGGCGUAUUUUGUAUUCCAAUGUUAUAGCCAUAUCACAAUAAAGCACUCAGCUGAAAAUCACUAAAAAAAAAA
Chrysoperla carnea is the source of this 1276-nucleotide messenger RNA. Its product is annotated as circumsporozoite protein-like. NCBI's taxonomy places the organism in Eukaryota, Metazoa, Arthropoda, Insecta, Neuroptera, Chrysopidae. The record is from RefSeq and is a predicted model, not a curated record. The transcript is spliced from 2 exons. The coding region runs from base 77 to 928 and encodes 283 amino acids.